UUUAUCGUCUAUAGUCUCUUUUUCUUCCGGUUGUCAAGAUGGGUAUCGACAUCAAUCAUAAACACGACAGGAAAGUUAGGCGUACUGAAGUGAAAUCUCAGGAUGUUUACCUGAGACUGCUUGUAAAAUUGUACAGAUACUUGGCCAGGCGUACAAAUGCCAAGUUCAAUCAGAUCGUCCUGCGGCGUCUGUUUAUGAGCCGCAUCAACCGGCCACCAAUCUCCCUAUCACGUCUUGCUCGUCACAUGAAGAAACCUACACGUGAGGGACUCAUUGCUGUGGUAGUUGGAACAGUGACAAAUGAUGUUAGGUUGUACACUGUACCUAAAAUGACAGUCGCUGCUCUCCACGUCACAGAGAAGGCGCGUGCCCGCAUCUUGGCUGCUGGUGGAGAAAUCUUGACAUUUGACCAGCUUGCCCUUCGUGCUCCCACCGGCCGAAAAACUGUGUUGGUGCAAGGACAGCGCAAUGCUCGGGAGGCAGUUCGCCACUUCGGUCCGGCCCCGGGAGCUCCGCGCUCACAUACUAAGCCUUACGUACGGUCCAAGGGACAUGAGCGUUCUAGGGCGAGCCGUCGCUCUAAUGUGUAAUCUUUAAUAUAAGGACUGCAAAUAUAAA
Molecule: messenger RNA, 618 nt
Organism: Diatraea saccharalis (sugarcane borer)
Lineage: Eukaryota; Metazoa; Arthropoda; Insecta; Lepidoptera; Crambidae
Source: the annotation of a GenBank genome assembly